AUGAACUUGGGACUAUGUUGCCUUUAUCUGACUCUGUACCUGGUGCAGGCGUCAGUACGUCGAGUGGUGUCGAAUGAGCAUCAGAUGGUGAUUCAAGUGCCUGGCUACUCCCCGAAAGAGGUAGUUCUGGACAUUAAUAUUCGAAUGGUUUUUUAAUAAAUAAUUACUUUAAAUUUAUUUUCAAUAGAAAGGAGGAAAACUUUUUAAACCAAUUUCAGACCAUUACUCUAUCUUUAAUAACUACAUUUUUACAGAAUGACGCGUAUAUUGGGGUAAGCAUCAAGGCGACGCCUGGCUACAUUGGUGAGUGAUUCAACUACAUUAAUAUAAUAUUGGCUUAGUGCGAUUCGAACCCUUUGCCCACGCUGACAGGAUACAUCACAUGUUAUUGUACGGAUGUGACAAACCCGCGUACGAUUCCACCUUCUGGGAGGGUGGUGCCACCUGUGCUGGGUCCAGUCAUAUUCUCUAUGCCUGGGCACGGAACGCUCCGUCGUUAUCACUUCCAGAAGGCGUCGGAUUCGCGGUUGGAAACAAAGGAGAUCCAGUACAGUACAUCGUACUACAAGUUCAUUAUGCUCAUCCAUUCGCGGGCAAUGUUAGGGACUUUGCAGGUAUGUUAUAGUAGAUUAUUCAAGAUUUUUAGGUAUAAGCACGCAUUUUGAUGAAGUAAAUAGAGAUAUUAAAUGGUUGUUGUGGUAAAUUAGAUGUAAUGAUACAUCGAUUGUUGUACUAAUCAAGGUGUUUAGGUAUAACAAUGCAUUUGGUUGACACUCGACCAGCUAACCUGGCGGCCGUCUACCUGUUCGUAUCAGGAGAAGCCAUUCCACCACGAAAAGAGGUAUCUCUCAACAACGUCAGCUGCACAUACGAAGGAGAUGCCGAACUUACUCCGUUCGCCUUCAGAACCCACACUCAUCAAAUGGGCCGAGUGGUGUCAGCCUUCUACAAAAGGGAUAACAAGUGGACGAUGAUCGGGAAGAGGAACCCACAGUGGCCUCAGGUAAGUGGGGGUGAUAUUAUCAUGAGUGGUGGUAUCUGACAAUCUUAUUGAGGUUAUUAUUUUAGCUUUUCCAAAAAAUCGACCAUCCAUUGAAAAUCAAAAAAGGAGACUUCAUGGCCGCGACCUGUCGAUUCGACUCUCACGACAAAGAAGAAUACACGCCUAUGGGGUAACCACUUACUUUUUUCUUUCAAAGCUUACAAGUUUUGACACAUUUUAAUGUUAUGUUUCUUCAUACUCACAUGAUGUUCACCAACUUGAUGUCAUUACUUAUUCAUUUCAGGAGCAUGGGUACGGCCGAGAUGUGCAACUUCUACAUGAUGUUUUAUCGAAGCGCCGACAGUCAGGACCCAUUCCCCUGGGGCGGUGGCUGUGGCGGGAACGAAAACGAAGAGCUGGUGGCUAAUGAGUACCCGAAGGAGGGUAUCAGUCUACUCCCAAGUCAUCCGGAAUGGGAGCACGUUGCUCAUCAGAUGAGCGCGGCCUUCGGUGUGAAGCAGCGUGUGAAGACCUCGAAGAUCGGCGACUUUACUCUUGGCCAGAUCUCUGGCUUGGCCUACGGAAAAGACGGUUCUUUGUUCGUUUUCCACCGAAACGACCGUAUCUGGGAUGGAAGGUGAGCAUAUUAUCAUAGCUUACCUACUUUUAAAGUUGUAAUUUUACCAUUGUAUGUCUAAUCAUAGUUAGAGGGACAAAACAUGUUUACAUUACAGUACUUUCGACUCCCAGAAUCGACUGACUGAUGAAACCCCCAUCAACAGUGAUGUCAUCCUUCAGGUCGACGUUGGAGCAGCUUCUUUGAAACUCCGUAACAACUACGGAAAAGACACUUUCUACUUGCCACACGGUAUCUUCGUUGACGACAGUAACUACAUUUAUACUACUGAUGUUGGAUCUCAUCAAGUUAUCAAGUGGAAGGUCAAAUCAGGUAGAUCUUGUAUUAUAUGUUUCUUUUUAGAACAAUGUUAAUUUUUCUUUACUGGUUUAUAUUUUAAUGCUCAUUAUUACGGUAAUUACCAUGCUUUAGGUACCCUUAAGCAGGUAUUCGCUCUCGGAGAGAAGUUCACACCUGGCUUCGACACGAAACACUUCUGCAAGCCUUCUGGAGUCGCUGUAAGUCGUAACGAUGGAACCAUCUACGUCAGUGAUGGAUACUGUAACAACCGGGUUAUGGUAUUCGACAAGAACGGUCAAUUCAUCCAACAAUUCGGAAGUGCAUCGUCGAUUGGCAGAGAAGGAGGCAAGCCCCAGUUGGGCACCUUCUUCCUUCCCCACGACGUCACUUUGGACAACAAACAGCAUCGUAUCUUCGUGUCAGACAGACAGAACGGUCGAGUCCAGAUCUUCAACCAGAACGGUGAUCCACAGCAAGACGUGUCCUACCCCAGCUUGUUCAACGAUGUUUACUCAGCCGACUACGAUGAAGGUAACGUUGCUUUUGCUGCUGUUUAUUGUAGUUUAAUUUCACAAAAAAUAUUUAAAAUGUAUUGUUGACAACAUAAUCAGCAAAACUAUAUUCAGACUACGGCCUGAUUCUGAUUCCUGGAACCAGCGUAGCUCAGAAUGCUCAGAUCGAAGCCUUCUCGUGUCCGGCUCCAUCGUUCAAGCUACAGUUCUCGUUCCGACCUACAGACUCAUCGUUCGUACGACCACAUAUCAUUAGGAUAAGGAACGAUCUGAUUGCCAUAGGCGAGAUAGCCGAGAGUGGUGGUCAACUCAGUCUGUUCGAUGUCAUAACACAAGGUCAUCAGCCUCAUGUGUCAUCGAAAGAACUGUACGAAUCCCCAAACGGCGAAUCCGACACGGGGUCACCUGUGGUGAUAACAUUGUUGGUGAUAGCGUCCAUCCUGAUAGCGUGCUUUGUUGCCUUCAUGAGGUAUCGCGACGUUUCUGAUGGAAACAUUGUGGACAGAACGGUAAGACAUUGUUUUGAAACUGCUGUUUGAGCUAAUUGUGCACCUUAAUAGUAAGUAAUAUUGUGGUUUCAGGGCUUCAAACCGCUGAGCACGGAAGAUAUGCAAAGCGACAACUCGGACGACGAAGAGUACUCGAGAGACCGGCCGUGA
Molecule: messenger RNA, 3069 nt
Organism: Bursaphelenchus okinawaensis
Lineage: Eukaryota; Metazoa; Nematoda; Chromadorea; Rhabditida; Aphelenchoididae
Source: the annotation of a GenBank genome assembly